Messenger RNA from Octopus sinensis (East Asian common octopus), 3237 nucleotides. RefSeq names its product putative aldehyde dehydrogenase DhaS. The record is from RefSeq and is a predicted model, not a curated record. Lineage: Eukaryota; Metazoa; Mollusca; Cephalopoda; Octopoda; Octopodidae. The transcript has 14 exons. Gene Ontology annotation, molecular function: oxidoreductase activity, acting on the aldehyde or oxo group of donors, NAD or NADP as acceptor. Bases 286 to 2760 code for a protein of 824 amino acids.
ACAGUAGAUGAUAAAUCUUUCUCCCCCACCCCUUCUACUCCAUCGUUUGUUUUUCCUCAGUGGGAAAAGGAGUGGAAACGAAAUAACAAGUGUUUUCGCGCAAACUCACGAGUUUGAGAAAACUAACCUUGUGCUUAUACACACAGACACACAGACACACAUAUAUAUUUAUAUUAUAGUUGUUGAGUAUAUAAACAUAUAUAAGUAUAUAUAGAUAUACAAAUAUAUGUUUAUAUUAACUUUUAUUUGUCUGAAUAAUUAGUUUUAUAGGUGCUUAUAAUUAUUAUGUCGUCCCAAAGCAAUUCCCUUUUCCAAACCCAAACUAUUUUCGACUCCCUCAGCUAUGGUCCCGCUCCAGAAGCCGACACCAUCGUCCAGGAAUGGUUAAAUAAACAUGAAAGAAAAUUUGGACAUUUCAUUGACGGAAAGUGGGAUAAACCAGAAGGACGAGAGACCGUUAACAGCACAAACCCUUCAACAGAUGAAAUUCUAGCCACAACCAUCCAGGGUGUACAAGAUGAUGUUGAAGCUGUUGUUAAGGCUGCAAAGAAAGCCUUUACUUCAUGGAGUACCCUGUCACCCCACACAAGGGCUCGUUAUCUCUACAGUAUUGCAAGAAACAUUCAGAAGCACCAGAAGUUGUUGGCGGUGCUGGAGAGCAUGGAUAAUGGUAAACCAAUCCGAGAGACUCGUGACUAUGAUAUUCCAACAGUUAUAAACCACGUCUACUAUCAUGCUGGAUGGGCUCAGCUGAUGGACACCGAAAUGAGGGGCUGGAAACCACUUGGUGUUGUCGUGGGCAUCGUUCCAUGGAAUUUUCCACUGAUGAUCCUCAUGUGGAAAGUAUGUCCUGCCUUGGCAAUGGGUAACACAGUCAUCUUAAAACCAGCAUCUUAUACCCGGCUCAGCUGCCUGCUACUGGCUGAGAUCUUUGCCCAGGCUGGGUUGCCUGCAGGGGUAUUUAAUGUUGUCACUGGCAAUGGAGCAUUUGGCAGCAGUUUAGCGGACCAUAUUGAUGUUAACAAAGUAGCUUUCACUGGAUCCACUGGCGUUGGUCGGAAACUGCGUCAAUUGACCGCUGGAAGUGGCAAAAAGUUGUCACUGGAAUUGGGAGGAAAAUCUCCAGUGAUAGUCUUUGAAAAUGCUGACCUUGAUAGUGCUGUGGAGGGUGUAGUUGAUGCCAUCUGGUUUAAUCAAGGACAGGUCUGCUGUGCCGGAUCAAAGCUUCUUGUGCAAGAACCCAUUUAUGAAGAAAUGAUCAGCAGACUUAAGAAGCGAUUGGAUUGUUUUCGCAUAGGAUCUGGCCAAGACAAAGCCAUAGAUAUGGGUGCCAUUGUGAACGAGAGUCAAAGAAAAUCUAUUGAUUCUUAUGUAGAAGAAGCAAGGAACGAAGGAGCCAAGGUGUAUCAACCAUUGUUGACGAUGCCAAACAAAAGAUGUUUCUAUCUACCCACCUUAAUUACAGAUGUCCAGACAGUCUCCAGAGUUGUUGAAGAAGAGAUCUUUGGUCCUGUGCUGGUAGCCAUGUCUUUCCGUACAGCAAAAGAAGCCAUCAAAUUGGCCAACAACACGAUAUAUGGUCUUGGAGCGAGUGUGUGGACAGAAACCUCAGCUCUUGGUUUAGAAGUGGCAUCAGCCAUCCAUGCCGGAGCCGUCUGGAUCAACUGCCACAACGUGUUUGAUGCAGCUGCUGGAUUUGGAGGGUUUAAACAGAGUGGUUAUGGACGCGAUGGUGGGAAAGAGGGUUUGUAUGAGUAUGUGCAACCAUCUUGGAUGAAUAAACCAAAACAUGAAAAAGUUGAAGUUGAUAUGAAGGCUUUUGGUUCUGCUGAAUUCUCUCACUCUUUGCCAGGCAACCAAAGUGUAAUUCCACCCAACACUGAUCUUACAACAGCACCAAGUGUUGACAGAACUUACAAAUUGUAUUACGGGGGAGGUCAGAAGCGUCCAGAUGGUCAGGCCUCUCGCACCAUCUUCAACAACUCUGGGAAAAUGGUUGGUGUGGUUCCAGAAAGCAACCGCAAGGAUGUCCGCAAUGCUGUGGAAGCUGCACAGAAAGCUGCCCCUGGCUGGGCCAACAAGACCUCACGUCUACGCUCACAGAUCAUGUAUUACAUUGCCGAGAACCUAGGCGUUCGUGGUGACGAGAAUGCUAAACUUUUACAUGAAAUGACUGGUCGGGAGAUGAAUGAUUGUCUCAAUGAAGUUCAGUUGUCCAUAGAACGGUUGUUUCACUGGGCAGCCUACUGUGACAAAUAUGGUGGUACUGUGCAGGAAACCACUCUCUAUGGUUUGACCGUUAAAAUCCACCAAGCCGUUGGUGUUGUGGGAAUUGCUUGCCCUGAUGAGAAUCCACUGCUUAGUUUUGUAUCCCUGUUUGCUCCUGCUUUUGCCCGGGGUAAUGUCACAGUCAUUGUCCCAAGUGAGAAACAUCCCCUGUCUGCUAUGAACAUGUACCAGAUAUUUGACACAUCAGACGUUCCUGCUGGAGUCAUUAAUUUGCUGUCUGGUAACAGAGACCAUAUUUCCAAAUACCUCACAGAGCACCACAAUGUUCAAGCCAUAUGGUAUUUUGGAACUGCUGAAGGAUCAGCAUUUGUUGAAUUCACUUCAGCAAUAAACUGCAAGAGAACCUUUGUAAAUUAUGGUCAGCCACGAGAUUGGACUGACUCUGAGCAAGGCCAAGGAGAAGAAUUUCUUUACCAUUCCAUUCAAUGCAAGAACAUUUGGCUACCAAUGGGUGACAUUUUUGCCAACUAAAGUCACAUCUUGUACAUGUUUCUUUCUUUAAUGUUUUGAUGCAGUUCCAUCAUGUCAGAAUAUUUCAGUCUUUUUUUGUGCCAAUAUUUGAUACCAAUUUGUCAUCUUUUAGAAUUGGUUUGAUCCCAAUUUGAUAUCCUGCCAAAUAAGCUGUGAGUUAGGUAUCUAGUCAAAUUGGUAAGAUAGCUGUUUGAUAUCUUGCCAAAUAGGUAAGAUAGCAGUUUGGUAUGUUGUCAAGUUGGUAAGAAAUCAGUUUGGUAUCUUAGCAAAUAUAAAUCCAUGUUGACAAAGUCAAUCAGAUGACAGAGCGAGUGUUUCUGUUAUUUUGAUGGAAAUUGUGCUGAAGACUAUUCAAAGUUUUGUUUAAAAAAAUCACUUUUUUUUCCUGUUUUCUAUUUGAGAGAAUAUAAGCCAUAUUUUAGAAUAUAAGGUGUAUUUUUGGAAUAUAUUUCGAAAAUAAAGUAUAUUUUUAAAAUC